Sesamum indicum (sesame) is the source of this 2422-nucleotide messenger RNA. RefSeq names its product phenylalanine ammonia-lyase. Gene Ontology annotation, cellular component: cytoplasm. NCBI's taxonomy places the organism in Eukaryota, Viridiplantae, Streptophyta, Magnoliopsida, Lamiales, Pedaliaceae. Gene Ontology annotation, biological process: L-phenylalanine catabolic process. Gene Ontology annotation, molecular function: ammonia-lyase activity. The record is from RefSeq and is a predicted model, not a curated record.
CCACAUUUCAAGAACUCUCUCUCUCCCUCUCUCUUUCUCACACACACAGCACACACAAACAUCUCUCUUCUUCCUAGUGUGUGAUCUGUGUGUGGGUAUUUCCAUGGCUGCUGCGACGGAGAAUGGCCAUCACUCGAACGGGUUCUGCGUGCAGAAGCAGAAGGAUCCGUUGAACUGGGGCGCGGCGGCGGAGGCCCUGAAAGGGAGCCACCUCGAUGAGGUGAAGCGGAUGGUGGAGGAGUUCAGGAAGCCGGUGGUGAAGCUGGGCGGAGAGACGCUGACUAUAUCCCAGGUGGCGGCGAUCGCAUCCAGGGAUAAUGCGGUGGCGGUGGAGCUGGCAGAGUCGGCGAGGGCCGGCGUGAAGGCCAGCAGCGACUGGGUUAUGGAGAGCAUGAAUAAGGGGACGGAUAGCUACGGCGUCACCACCGGUUUCGGGGCGACGUCGCAUCGGAGGACCAAGCAGGGUGGCGCUCUGCAGAAGGAGCUCAUUAGGUUCUUGAAUGCUGGAAUAUUCGGACAAGGCACUGAGUCAUGUCACACUCUGCCCCACUCGGCAACAAGAGCAGCAAUGCUUGUCCGAAUCAACACCCUUCUCCAGGGCUACUCAGGCAUCAGGUUUGAAAUCCUGGAAGCCAUCACCAAGUUCCUCAACCACAAUAUCACUCCAUGCUUGCCCCUUCGUGGCACGAUCACAGCCUCUGGUGACCUCGUCCCCUUAUCCUACAUUGCUGGGCUGCUCACUGGCCGCCCCAAUUCUAAGGCCGUUGGCCCCAAUGGAGAAGCCCUCAAUGCUGAGGAGGCCUUCAAGCUUGCUGGUGUUGUUGGAGGGUUCUUCGAGUUGCAGCCAAAAGAAGGGCUUGCACUGGUCAAUGGCACGGCUGUUGGUUCUGGUUUGGCCUCGAUUGCCCUGUACGAAGCCAACAUUCUUGCUGUGUUAUCCGAAGUUAUGUCGGCUGUUUUUGCUGAAGUUAUGAAUGGAAAGCCUGAGUUCACCGAUCAUUUAACGCACAAGUUGAAGCACCAUCCCGGUCAGAUUGAGGCUGCUGCCAUCAUGGAACACAUCCUUGAUGGUAGCUCUUAUGUUAAGGCUGCUGAGAAGAUGCACGAAAUGGAUCCGUUGCAGAAGCCGAAGCAAGACAGAUAUGCUCUUAGAACGUCGCCCCAGUGGCUCGGGCCUCAAAUUGAAGUCAUUCGCACAGCGACUAAGAUGAUUGAGAGGGAGAUCAACUCUGUCAAUGAUAACCCCUUGAUUGAUGUCUCAAGGAACAAGGCCUUGCACGGUGGGAAUUUCCAGGGUACCCCAAUUGGAGUGUCCAUGGACAACGUUAGAUUGGCCAUUGCAGCGAUCGGGAAGUUGAUGUUUGCUCAAUUUUCUGAACUGGUUAAUGAUUUCUACAACAACGGGUUGCCUUCUAAUCUCUCCGGUGGGAGGAAUCCCAGCUUGGAUUACGGUUUCAAGGGAGCUGAAAUUGCCAUGGCUUCCUACUGUUCAGAGAUCCAGUUCUUGGCAAAUCCCGUAACAAAUCACGUGCAGAGUGCUGAGCAACAUAACCAAGAUGUUAACUCUUUGGGCUUGAUCUCUUCAAGGAAAACAGUUGAGGCUUUGGACAUCUUGAAGCUCAUGUCCUCCACAUACCUAAUUGCUCUGUGUCAAGCCAUUGAUUUGAGGCACUUGGAGGAGAAUCUGAGGCUAGCUGUCAAGAACACCGUCAGCCAAGUUGCUAAGAGAACUCUAACAAUGGGUGUCAAUGGAGAGCUUCAUCCAUCAAGAUUCUGCGAGAAGGAUCUGCUCCGAGUGGUGGACCGUGAGUACGUCUUUGCAUACGUCGAUGACCCUUGCAGUGAAAACUACCCAUUGAUGCAGAAACUGAGGCAAGUGCUCGUGGAACACGCAUUAAAAAAUGGCGACAACGAGAAGAACUUGAGCACGUCUAUCUUCCAGAAAAUUGGUGCUUUUGAGGAUGAACUUAAAGCCCUCUUGCCCAAAGAAGUCGAGAGUGCCAGAAUUGCGUUGGAGAGUGGAAAUCCAGCUAUCGCUAACAGGAUCAAGGAAUGCAGAUCAUACCCCUUGUACAGAUUCAUUAGGGAGGAACUGGGAACCGGGUUCUUGACUGGAGAGAAGGUUACAUCGCCGGGCGAGGAGGGUGACAAGGUGUUCACAGCAUUGAGCAAGGGGCUGAUUGUUGAUCCAUUGUUGAAAUGCCUUGAGGGUUGGAGUGGUUCACCUCUUCCUAUCUGCUAGUUAAGUUUGAUUCUUGGAAAACAUGAUGCCUUUUGUUAGAUUCUUGUUUCUGAUUUUCAACUUGUGUCUAUGUAACCUCUGUGUAAGGUGAAUUACUAUGUGUAAAAAGUUUCUUAAGACUUUCAUGUUACCCUAUAAUUAUCGAAUGUUCAGACCUCAAAUGCGUUGAUUUUUGAUGAA